GAAAAUGGUUUGAAAGCGAUUAUUUUAGUGGAAGGAACAAAAGUGAAAGAACGUUUGUAUACGUUUGCGCCUGGAGAUUAUGUUGAGGUUGCCGAUGGUGAGCUGGUGAAUUUACGUGGUCGUGUGCAGAGUGUCGAUGGUGAGAAAGUGGUGGUUUUACCGGACCAUGAGGAACUUAAGAGGAAAUUAUAUUCGUUUCUUUCGCUCGAGUUGAAAAGUAUCUCGGUUGAAAUUGUCGAGCGCUGA
Messenger RNA from Anisakis simplex (herring worm), 246 nucleotides. The record is from the annotation of a GenBank genome assembly. NCBI's taxonomy places the organism in Eukaryota, Metazoa, Nematoda, Chromadorea, Rhabditida, Anisakidae.